Plectropomus leopardus (leopard coralgrouper) is the source of this 2983-nucleotide messenger RNA. It is a transcript of the gene ubap1, whose product is annotated as ubiquitin associated protein 1. NCBI's taxonomy places the organism in Eukaryota, Metazoa, Chordata, Actinopteri, Perciformes, Serranidae. Gene Ontology annotation, biological process: ubiquitin-dependent protein catabolic process via the multivesicular body sorting pathway. The record is from RefSeq and is a predicted model, not a curated record. Gene Ontology annotation, cellular component: ESCRT I complex. Gene Ontology annotation, molecular function: ubiquitin binding.
UUGACAAAUCAAGAUGGCGUCCCACGCUGAAGCAGGAAAGAGAUUUCAGUAUAAAUAAAACUCAUUCGGAGAGUAGUUUAAAUCUGAGUGCCACCCCGACAAGACGUCGUUUGGAUUUUGAAAGAACAAGACGGAGCUGAUAAAGUCUCUAAAUGGCUGCGAGGAAGUCUGGAUCAGAUGCAUACAACAAUGGACCCAUCAGCUACCUUGAUGAUGUUCCCUUCAAGAUCAAUGACAAAUUCCGCUGCCCAGCCAAAGUGGGGCUGCCUGUUGGUUUCUGUCUACCAGACUGUGGCUCUUUGCUCGUGGACUCACAGUAUGACUUUUCUCUGGAGAGGCGUAGUGUGAGGUGGGGGGUUGAAUUGGCUGAGGCCAGAGCAGCAGAAGCCAGAGCUGAGGAGGCAGCAGCCAAGCAGGAGGCAGAGAGCAGGGAGUGUUUGGCACAGGCCCAAGACAUUGAUGGCGCUGGAGGCGCGAAACCCCGGUCUGCUGCAGAGGACCAGGACCUUCUACCACCAGCACUGAACCCUGUCCUGGCAGGCCUGAGCCAUAAUGCCAUCCUUACUCCACUGCCUGCCCCAAGCCUUGGCCCCAGGAAAACCCAGCCUAGCACACCCCAGCUGCACAGCCUCAACCUCGCUGACUUUGAGCGGGAGGAGGACCCAUUUGACAAGCUGGAGCUCAAAACUUUGGACGAUAAGGAGGAGCUCAGAAACAUCCUCCAGAGCCAGCCCCAACCUCAACCUCCUCCCUCUGUUUCCCCACCAGAAGUUUCCCAGAUAGGGUCACGCGGAAACAGCCCGUCACCUCCCAGCACCAACACCAGCAUCACAGCUAAACCUGGUUUUACUCAUAAACCCAACGGGUUGGUCUUGCUGGACAUGGACAGAGUUGGGCAGCCUGGGAGAACGGGGUUUGACGCAGAUGAUCGACCCUGUAACAUCCGAUCUCUCACUUUUCCCAAGCUCUCUGAUUCUGGUGACCCAGAGCCAGUGAGGUACAGUCCAGUCCCUGCACCUGUCCCGACCCCCGCUCCCCGACAGAGCCUACCCAAUGGCAGCCCUCCGACCACACCCAAGACCCAAGUUAUUGUUGCUCCUGAGCCAACCAGUCACACCAAGAGUGGUGCACCAAAACCGACCAACCCAGGGUCAGGAACUGCUGGUCUGCCGUGUGGCGGAGCCCUGCUCAGCAUGACCCCCAGCGAGCGUCAGUGUGUGGAAACCCUGGUGGGCAUGGGUUACUCUUACGAGGGUGUCCUACGGGCCAUGCAGAGACAAGGGCAGAACGUGGAGCAGGUACUGGAUUACCUGUUUGUCCAUGGGCGUCUGUGUGAGCGGGGCUUCGAUGCAAGUGCAGUGGAGGAAUGUUUAGAGAUGUACCAGUGCUCAGAGGAAAAGGCGUUGCAGUUCCUUGAGCUAAUGUCAAGAUUUGGUGAAAUGGGGUUUCAGCGGGACGCCAUCAAAGAGGUGUUGCUCGUCCACAACAAUGAUCAGGACAAGGCUCUAGAGGACCUGAUGGCUCGGGCAGCAGCAAGCUGAGCCACGCCAACCAGCCAACCAAAGCCUGGCCCAGGGCUUGCCUCCCGCUACUACCCAACACAGCCCCUUUCCCUCUGCCUACCCUAUCACACCAUGCCCUGCCCUUGCCUCGGCUGUUAGAGGGACAGCUGUGAGACAGUUGUAUUUCUCUCUCUGUGCUAAAACGUAUUGUGUCUCAGCACUUCUCAAAGACUGUGUGCCUAGAGUGGAGGGGGUCAAAGCGUAACAGUACUUCAUGGUGGUGUUUUUUUUUUCUUAUUGUUUUUCUAAGAAACCCCGGGGUUAGGAUCCAGGAUUUUUUACUGCAAGAGUAUUCAAGAAUGGGAAGAAUGACUGAGCUAGAAAGGAAAAACUGGAAGAAAUGGGCUGUGGUGUUUUGAUGGCGUUCUGAUUUGCUUCCACUUGCAAGUGUUAUCCGACUGUCGACAAAGCUGCAGGACCGAAUGGGGAGCUAGUCACGCUGUGGGUACAUCAAAGAAAGACCAGUUUGAACUCUUGAAACUCCCAAAAGACUAAGCUGCCAUCUUCCACUGCUCUGUGCAGACCUACUAAAUGGUGGAGGGGAUCAGGGGCCUUAAGGAGGCUCUCUACAAACUGAACCAACUAACAUUAAAAGUCAAAAAGACAAAAAAAAAUGUUAAAAAAAAUGGCCCAGGCGCCAGACAGACAACUGACUCUCAAGAAGUGCCCUCUCUGCUCUGGUGCUCUGCACCUAGUUCUGUUCUACUUUAUUCUUUCAUUCAUUCAUGUCUGUUUUUUUCUGUUCAUUUGGGCACUUUUUCAUGUCACUUUGAAGAUUCCAUUUCUUUGAUUUCUGUCUUAGGAACGGCAUAAUAAAUUCUUCGUAACUCAGAGCAUGAGAGAAUAAGAGAUACUGCUGCCCCAGUAUGCUCUCUGACCUGCACUGGAAUGGCCUGUUAGAGGAUUGGGGAGUAAUGGGGAAAGUUCCUCUGUAGGAAAUCAGAAAUCUCCCACAACCCACUGGCACCGAUGUGUCACACAUACUGCACAGGCACACACACGUUUCAUUAUUAUCGUCUUAUUUAAAAUAGUACACUGAUACAUUCAUUUACAGAUAAAGAGUUUGAUAUGAUAAUGUAAGAUAUGUACACUCACAAAAGUGACGCUUUUAACUGUCAUGGACUUCUGUUUGCAGACUGGAAAAGCGUGAGUCGUUUCAAAACAAAGAAAUGAUAUAAGUGAGGGUUGCUUUUGCAGCCACAUCACAGUGCAAUAGAGACAUUUCAUAUUGUGUGACUGUUGACUGGCACUUUGAGCCUCAAGUAAUUGUCGGGAGGUAAGGAAUGGUCUUGGAGCCUCGCUAGAAAUUUCGGAUGUAACUAGAAAAUGUUUGAUUUCAGUGAUCUCCAUCAUUUAUUCUCUGUUAUUGGAAUUCAUGCCACAAAAUCUUUUGAAACAUGACUUUGGUUUGUUGACUUGUC